AUGGUAUUGAUAUCACCUGGAACAUCUGAUGAGAAAGUUUUGGAUGAGCACCUAAAAUCAAAUUGCACGUUGCAUCUAUUAUCUUCACCGCCAUCAGUUUCACGAAAAAAAUGCGAUCUUAAAGAAUGCAACAACAAGUCUUCGGAUGUCGGGGUAAUGGUAUACGUCAUUUGUGAUGGAUGCGGAGAGACCUUUUGUCUGAAACAUCGUCACCCGUCAACACAUCAAUGUACAUCGCUAAAUGACCACGCAGAGGCAAAGGCAAAAAGGCGCCAGAUGGCAGAAGAAUUGAUUUCCAGAUACUUCAAAAAAUCAUCCAAUGUUGCCGGUAGCUCCAAGUCGUCCGCAGCUGCGACUACAAAAAAUUCGAAAAAGAAAAAAAAUAAGACGAUCGAGACCAUGAAACUAAAAUCAAAAGCUCAGGGUGACGAUUCGAUCCCCCUGGAUUCCAGAUUAUACCUUCUAGUUGUAUUCCCACGUGAUUCUAAUCUCACCAGUAAACCAAUGUUCUUUAAUAAGGCAAGUAAGGUGCUCGAUAAGAUUUCUAAAGAAGGAAGAAUUCGGAAUGUGAACAAUCAACUGCCAUUAGACGAUCCUGAGAGGUUAAUUCUAUUGAACUUGGAAUCUGGUAACACAUUAAGCACGGAGAAAAGAUUAUCGGAGCUUGUGGAAAGCGGAGAUUCUGUUGGAUUAGAAAAGUUAGGGGAUGUAACAAUUGAUAAAUAG
Messenger RNA from Acaulospora morrowiae, 726 nucleotides. Lineage: Eukaryota; Fungi; Glomeromycota; Glomeromycetes; Diversisporales; Acaulosporaceae. The record is from the annotation of a GenBank genome assembly.